Messenger RNA from Egretta garzetta (little egret), 618 nucleotides. RefSeq names its product secernin 2 (gene SCRN2). The transcript has 5 exons. The record is from RefSeq and is a predicted model, not a curated record. Gene Ontology annotation, molecular function: dipeptidase activity; cysteine-type exopeptidase activity. Gene Ontology annotation, biological process: proteolysis. Lineage: Eukaryota; Metazoa; Chordata; Aves; Pelecaniformes; Ardeidae. The coding region runs from base 1 to 618 and encodes 205 amino acids.
AUGCCGGGCUCGGCCAGCCGGGCUUGCGACGCCGCCAGCCGAGGGCCUGGCUUUGCCUACCUGGAGAUCGAGCAGGCGGAGAGGACCCAUGCGGUGGUGCUGAGCCGUCCCGCCUGGCUGUGGGGUGCUGAGAUGGGUGCCAACGAGCAUGGCGUCUGUGUGGGCAACGAGGGCGUCUGGACGCGUGAGCCUGUAGGGGAGGACGAGGCGCUGCUGGGGAUGGACUUGGUGAGUGACGUGGCUCUGCCUCGCCUGCCAGGUCACAUCACAGCGGAGACGUUCAUGGCCAUCCUGAGGGACAAGGCCAGCGGGAUCUGUGUGGACUCGGAGGGCUUCCGCACGGCAGGCAGCAUGGGGUCCGUGCUGCCCCGGGCCCCCGCCUUGCCCUGCGUCCACUUCUUCACGGCCACCCCUGACCCCUCCAGGUCAGUCUUCAAGCCCUUCGUCUUCGUGGCCGGCCUCAAGCCCGCGCCGCAGGUGAGAUCUCCCACCUUCCGUGAUGACCCUGCCAAGAAGAUCCCACGCUUCCAGAGCAUGGUCGAUCGGCGACAUGAACUCUACCGCCGGCAUCAGGCGGCGCUGGAGCUAAUGGAGAGGGACCAGGUGACGGUGGCCUGA